Messenger RNA from Fulvia fulva, 1524 nucleotides. RefSeq names its product Bypass of stop codon protein 6. Gene Ontology annotation, cellular component: membrane. The record is from RefSeq and is a predicted model, not a curated record. Lineage: Eukaryota; Fungi; Ascomycota; Dothideomycetes; Mycosphaerellales; Mycosphaerellaceae. Gene Ontology annotation, biological process: transmembrane transport. The transcript has a single exon. The coding region runs from base 1 to 1524 and encodes 507 amino acids. Gene Ontology annotation, molecular function: transmembrane transporter activity.
AUGGCUGCCUUGUGUCGUCUCGCAGGAGGCUUUUCCAUCGAUUCGGACAACAACACAUCCUCCAGUGACACGAAGCACACUCGAGGGCCCUCCCCCAAAGAACUUGAUGCCAUCGAACUGCAAGAUCAUGGCAAGCUCGCCCAGAAGACUUCUUCGGACGAGCCAGUCAGUCCUGCAUCCAUCUAUACUCCGGGACGAAAGCACGACCCAUUCAAGACGCCAGAGGUGUCGAAGACUCCGAAUGAGCUCGAGAGCAGCCAGCCUCCAACACCGACCCGCCAGACAGCCGCCUCAGUCGUACCCAGCUGGUCGUACCCAAGAAUGAACAAGUGGCGGAUCUUAUGUGCCUGUCUGAUCUACUUCGGCAAUGGCAUGAGCGACUCGGCGCCUGGAGCUCUCAUCCCAUACAUUGAGACAUGGUACAGCAUUGGCUAUGCGAUCGUGUCACUCAUCUGGAUUGCCAAUGCUGCUGGGUUCAUCACCGCGGCUUUCGUCACGGACCCCAUCUUAAAAAAGUUUGGUCGCGCCAGAACAUUGAUGGGGAGUGAAGCGUUUAUGAUUGCAGCCUACGUUAUCAUCUCUUGCACGCCGCCCUUCCCCGCUGUGGUGGUGGCUUAUCUGAUUAUGGGCUUUGGCAAUGCAAUUAAUCUUGCCUUGAACAAUGUCUUUUGUGCCAACUUGGCAGACUCGACAGUCAUCCUGGGUCUUGCUCACGGCUCUUACGGCGUGGGCGGCAUUGUGGCCCCAUUGAUCGCCACAGCCAUGGUCUCGAACGGCAUACAUUGGUCACGCUUCUUCCUCAUCACCAUCGGUGUCCGAGCUGUUGGCUUGGUCUUUGCUGGCUGGUCGUUCUGGAACUACGAAAAAGAAGGCACAACGCAAUUCGCCAACAGUCUUCAACAGCUCGCUACACGACAGAAUGGCGAAGUUACCAAGAGGCAUCUACUUAGUCGUGCUCUUAAGAACAAGACAACUCUUAUUGGAGCGCUCUUCAUCUUUGCAUAUCAGGGAGCAGAGGUGUCAGAGUCAGGCUGGUUCAUCUCCUACCUCAUCAACUAUCGCAACGGCAACCCAGCUCGUGUAGGAUACGUUACCUCAGGCUUUUGGGCUGGUAUUACUCUCGGUCGCUUCACGCUUACCCACGUCGCCCAUCGCAUUGGCGAGAAGAGAUUCGUCUUCGCCAUGGGCAUUGGUGUCAUCAUUUUCCAGCUAAUGUGCUGGUUCAUUCCCAACAUCAUCGGCGAAGCCGUCAGUGUAGCGAUUCUGGGUCUGCUGCUUGGUCCGGUGUAUCCUUGUGCGGCCACAGUGUUUACGAAGCUUUUACCGGGUAAUAUGCAGACUAUCGCCAUAAGCUUCAUCAGUUCGGCAGGGAGCAGUGGAGGUGCUGUGGUGCCGUUCAUUACUGGUUUGAUUGCACAGGGAGCCGGGACUUUUGUUUUGCAUCCCAUCUGCAUUGGCGCGUAUGUGUUGAUGCUCGGCUGCUGGGUUGUGUUGCCGAAGGUGAAGAAGAGGGCGGAGGAUUGA